UCUUUCUCCUCCGCAGCAUGAUUGGGUUGUUUUUUGUUUUAUUUUGUUUUUCUCAGGCACUCACGGAAACAACUUCGGAGGAGGGCUAAUCCCAUUGGUCGUGUGACUUAACGCGCCACUUUCCGGGAGCAGGGGGCUUAGCCUCGUCCUCUAGUCACACAGUAUUAAGGACAAUCACAUUCUAUUCAUCUUGGAUGAUAGAGCAACAAUUAUAUAAACUGGAUGUAAGCUGGCCUAAACUUCCAGAAUACUUCACUGGUCAAACAUUUUGUGUUGGCGUUGACCCUAUCAGUGAUUUGGUCUAUGUUGCACAACGAGGGGUUAACGUGCCAAAAGUACUCGUGUUUUCAGAGAAUGGAGAUUUCCGGCAAGCUUGGAAUUCUACAGUUGAAAUGCCUCAUGGUAUUUUUGUAGUCAGCAAUAGUACUGAUAGCUCAGUAUGGAUCACAGAUGUUGGAAAUGGGAAGUAUGGACAUACUGUGAAACAGUACAGUACUUCUGGUAAACCAGUGCAAACCUUGGGCACCCCUGGUAAACCUGGUUCAGCUCUGAUUCCACUGCAGUUUGAUCAGCCAGCAGAAAUAUUUGUAGAUCAAAAUGGGGAUAUCUAUAUUGUAGAUGGAGAUGGAGGCUUGAACAACAGAUUACUCAAACUGACCAAUGAUUUCAAGGUGAUGUGGCUGCAUGCAGAAAAUGGUACAGGUGCUGCUCAGUUCAGGAUUCCUCACAGUGUAACAGUGGAUUCUGUUGGACGGGUGUGGGUUGCUGACCGAGCAAACAAAAGAAUCCAGGUUUUUGAUAAAGUCACAGGCGAGUGGCUAGGGGCUUGGAGUAGCUGUUUCAAAGAAGAUGGUCCCUAUUCUGUCAGGUUAACUCCCAAUGAGAAGUAUCUAAUUGUAGCUCAGCUGAAUAUUAACCGUGUAUCCAUCUUGGCAGCACCCCCAGUAGGAUCCAUUGGAGACUGUAUUGUGGUAAACAUAAUCCAGAUGGCUGAUGAAGUCAAACCACACCUUGUGGAUGUAAAUGUGAAGACUGGAGCAAUUUAUGUAGCAGCAAUUGGAUCACAACAAGUACAUAAAUAUGUACCUUUAAAUUAAUGGAUUUCUUUGGUUCAUUCGGCACAAGCCACUUUUGGCAAUAAGUGAGUUUUUCUUAAAUUCAUUGCAGACUGUUCUACCUUCCACAAGCACAGGAUGUUUCACUCCGAGGACCCAUAAAACAGAUGGCUCUGGUUUGUGACCUGUCUUUUUUCUUUUAUAUGUUCUUUUGUUAAUCUCAGGGAUUUUUCUUGUUUGUUCUUUGUGUGCAUUUCAUUUCUGUUAGCUACUGGGAUUUGAAGAAUGUAUUUCAUGAGCAUAUUUGCUCCAUUUUAUUACUUUCUAACCAUUAUUUUAAACUUCAACGUAGUUCCCCCUCCCUCCCACCCUUUCUUCUUUGGUUAACUUAUGACGCAACCUGUCGAUAGCAGGGGG
This is a messenger RNA of Gavialis gangeticus (Gharial), 1472 nucleotides long. It is a transcript of the gene NHLRC3, whose product is annotated as NHL repeat containing 3. The transcript is spliced from 7 exons. Gene Ontology annotation, biological process: protein polyubiquitination; negative regulation of translation; proteasome-mediated ubiquitin-dependent protein catabolic process. Bases 195 to 1097 code for a protein of 300 amino acids. Gene Ontology annotation, molecular function: protein binding; translation repressor activity; ubiquitin protein ligase activity. NCBI's taxonomy places the organism in Eukaryota, Metazoa, Chordata, Crocodylia, Gavialidae. The record is from RefSeq and is a predicted model, not a curated record.